CUCGUUUGCUUGAUUUCCCUUUAGGAGCCUUAAUCUCCCCAAUCUCCGCAACCACAUUUUUCCAUCGUCUGCAACCUCAAACCACCGCCUGAUAUUAGCUUUCUCUCACUAAAACAAUCACCGCCUGUUUCUGAUCUCUCUCUAAACUUCUCAAACAAACCCCCCACAUUCGUCGUCGUCCAUGGUCGUCGUCCUCCCAUUGCUGCUCCGGUGAUGGGAGAUGCGCCAGGGCCGUCCAAUCCUCCGCCGCCGCCGCCGCCGCCCCCAACAGCUCUCACCCUCGUUCAGCCCUCCACCAAGAAGAGAAGCAAGCCCAGCAAAGUAUUCCGCGUUUUCCGGAACGUCUUCCGGUCGUUCCCCAUCAUCACACCCGCCUGCAAGUUCCCCUCCCUUCCCAGCGGCCGCCUGCCCGAUAGCAAAGUCAUAGCCGGCGCCCGGAUCACCGGCACGCUCUUUGGGUACAGGAAAGGCCGCGUCAGCCUGUCGAUCCAGGAGAACUCCCGCACCCUGCCCACGUUGGUGGUGGAGCUCGCCAUGCAAACCCACAUUCUGCAGAAGGAAAUGAGCUUGGGCAUGGUGAGGAUCGCCCUGGAAUGCGACAAGCGAGACGACAAGGACAAGACGGAACUGAUGGAGGAGCCGCUGUGGUCGAUGUUUUGCAACGGAAAGAAGAUAGGGUACGGAGUGAAAAGGGAGGCAUCGGAGGAGGAUUUGCACGUGAUGGAGGUGCUGAAGGCGGUAUCCAUGGGCGCCGGAGUUCUGCCAGGGCGGUCGGAGGUGGAGGGGCCUGACGGGGAGUUGGCGUACAUGCGGGCGCACUUUGAUAGGGUUGUAGGGUCAAGGGAUUCGGAGACUCUGUAUAUGUUGAGCCCGGAUGGGAAUAAUGGACCUGAAUUGAGUAUUUUCUUUGUACGAGUAUGAUUAGGUCAUUUUAAGGAGGUUUCAGGAUUUCGACUUCCAGAUGAUUGUAAUCAUUUAUCCGAUAGGAAUUCAUAUAAUUAUCCAGAAUUUGGAGUUGUGGGAUUUCCUAAGAAUUACUUGAAUAUGAUGAGCAUUCGGUGCUGGUUCUUUGGACGUGUCGUGUGUUCGUCCGAGAAUGAAGUUUUCUUUAAGGAAUAUACCUGGCCAUGCAGAUGGUCGGGAUAGUACGUAGAGCUUUUAAGGAAGAAUUGUGUAUACAGAGCUGAGAAUUCACAUUGA
This is a messenger RNA of Sesamum indicum (sesame), 1200 nucleotides long. Its product is annotated as MIZU-KUSSEI-like protein (Protein of unknown function, DUF617). The record is from RefSeq and is a predicted model, not a curated record. Gene Ontology annotation, biological process: hydrotropism. Lineage: Eukaryota; Viridiplantae; Streptophyta; Magnoliopsida; Lamiales; Pedaliaceae.